UUGCGGAACCUGAAAACUUCCUUAAGCUGCAGUUGCUGUCCUGGCCUCCUAGGACAUUCAGCUGCUCGUCCUGUCCCCUGCCAGGUCUCCACAUACCCAGCCAGAUCUUGAUAACUAUAAAUCAAUACUAAGAGCCCUGGAUGAUAAAGACCAAGGAGACUCUAACAAAGGUUCCAGGAGAGGUCCAAUAUUUGAACCCGGGAGAAGAACAACAAAAAGAAUGAGUGCUUCUCUGGUAAACACUUCACAGGGCCUGUUAACCUUCAAGGAUGUGGCUCUGGACUUCUCACUGGAGGAAUGGGAAUGUCUCAAUUUUGCUCAAAGGGCAUUGUACAUGGAUGUGAUGAUGGAGAAUUACAACAAUCUUUUGUUUGUCGAAAAUCAUCUCAUAUGUGGAAAACAUGGAAAGGUCUUAGAUCAAGACAGAGAGUGCAUUGUCCAAGAGCAUGUGAAGAUACAAGAGAAGUCUUCUAAAUGUAAUGGGCUUAGCAACAUGAUUAAUGAAUCCACCCAAAGUACACCUUAUAAAACUAAUGACAGUGAUGUUGCUCUCCAAUCCUCCAACCUUAAAAGACAUAAAACUGGGAAAACCAGAGAAGUUUGCAAAUAUAAUGACUGUGUAAAGUGUUUAAAUGAGUGCACUCUCAUUAGUGUAAAUCAAGGAAUACACUUGGGGAAGCAAGAAAAAAGCAAUAUAGAAUUUGUUAUUGAUUAUGUCCCUAAACAUAAACUGAUGCAGAAUCAAACCAAUAAUGGCAAGAAGCUUUACAAAUGUAGUGAAUGUGACAAAUGCUUUAGCCACAUAAAAACUCUGAGAUGUCAUCAGAGAAUCCAUACAGGAGAGAAACUGUACAAAUGUAUUGAAUGCGACAAAUGCUUUACCCAGAAAGGCUGUUUUAAUAAUCAUCAGAAAAUUCAUACAGGAGAGAAAUCAUACAAAUGCAGUGAAUGUGACAAAUGCUUUAGGUACAAAGAUGGUCUGAGAAUUCACCAGAGAAUUCAUACAGGAGAGAAACCUUACAAAUGUAGUGAAUGUGAUAAGUGCUUCACUGAUCAAGGCAGUCUGAGAAGUCAUCAGAAAAUUCAUACAGGAGAGAAACCUUAUAAAUGUAGUGAAUGUGACAAAUGCUUUACCCUACAAUCCCAUCUUAGGAUUCAUCAGAGAACUCAUACAGGAGAGAAACCUUACAAAUGCAGUGAAUGUGACAAAUGCUUUACCCAACAAUCCAAUCGGAAUAAUCACGAGAGAAUUCAUACAGGAGAGAAAUCUUACAAAUGUAGUGAAUGCGAUAAAUGUUAUACUGAACAUGGCAAACUGAGAAUUCAUCAGAGAAGUCAUACAGGAGAGAAACCUUACACCUGCACUGAAUGUGACAAAUGCUUUACUGAAAAAGCCACUCUGAGAGUCCAUCAGAGAAUUCAUACAGGAGAGAAACCUUACACAUGCACUAAAUGUGACAAGUACUUUAGGUACAAAGUUAGUCUGAGAAUUCACCAGAGAAUUCAUACAGGAGAGAAACCUUACACAUGUAUUGAAUGUGGCAAAUGCUUUACCCAACAAUCAACUCUGAAUAAACAUGAGAGAAUUCAUACAGGAGAGAAACCUCACACAUGCAGUGAAUGUGGCAAAUGCUUUACCCAACAAUCAAUCCUGAGUAAACAUGAGAGAAUUCAUACAGGAGAGAAACCUUACAAAUGCAGUGACUGUGAUAAAUGCUUUACUGAAAAAGCCACUCUGAGAGUCCAUCAGAGAGUUCAUACGAGAGAGAAACCUUACACAUGCACUAAAUGUGACAAGUACUUUAGGUACAAAGUUAGUCUGAGAAUUCACCAGAGAAUUCAUACAGGAGAGAAACCUUACACAUGCACUGAAUGUGGCAAAUGCUUUACCCAACAAUCAACUCUGAAUAAACAUGAGAGAAUUCAUACAGGAGAGAAACCUUACAAAUGCAGUGAAUGUGAUAAAUGCUUUACUAAAAAAGGCAGCCUGAGACAUCAUCAGAAAAUUCAUACAAGAGAGAAAUCUUAAAACCUUAAAAAUGUAGUUAAUUUGAAAAAUGCUUUACCCCAAAACAUCAUCUGAACAGUCAUCAGAGAAUUUAUACAUGAGACAAAUAUUAAAAAUAUUCUGUUGCAAAUGCAUUAUCACAACCUCAAUUGGAGAAAUCAUCAAAGGUUUCAUACAGUGAAGAAAAAUGUAUUA
This is a messenger RNA of Apodemus sylvaticus (European woodmouse), 2203 nucleotides long. RefSeq names its product gastrula zinc finger protein XlCGF26.1-like. The transcript is spliced from 5 exons. Lineage: Eukaryota; Metazoa; Chordata; Mammalia; Rodentia; Muridae. Bases 221 to 2029 code for a protein of 602 amino acids. Gene Ontology annotation, biological process: negative regulation of transcription by RNA polymerase II. Gene Ontology annotation, molecular function: DNA-binding transcription repressor activity, RNA polymerase II-specific. The record is from RefSeq and is a predicted model, not a curated record.